Messenger RNA from Ziziphus jujuba (common jujube), 2316 nucleotides. Its product is annotated as lysine--tRNA ligase, cytoplasmic. Lineage: Eukaryota; Viridiplantae; Streptophyta; Magnoliopsida; Rosales; Rhamnaceae. Gene Ontology annotation, molecular function: lysine-tRNA ligase activity; tRNA binding; ATP binding. The transcript has 18 exons. Gene Ontology annotation, biological process: lysyl-tRNA aminoacylation. The record is from RefSeq and is a predicted model, not a curated record. The coding region runs from base 247 to 2076 and encodes 609 amino acids. Gene Ontology annotation, cellular component: cytosol; cytoplasm.
AGUAGUGAGAAGCUUUUAAGAGUCCGACCCGCCCAAUUUAUUACAGUCCUAAAUUCUUUGCGUUUCAGGAAAGAACCCUAAACACACUCCAGUCGGCCGCCAUUCCCAGCACAUCUUCGAGCGGGAAACUCGUCAAUCAUCCUUGAGAAAGCUCUCUCCGACUUCGAUACCGAAAACUGACAUCCUUGAGAAAGUUCGCAUUUUGCUUCGCCAGAAACUUUACCGAAUCUGAUUACCAACAGCAAAAUGGAGGAGGAAAUAGCCAAAUCAGUUUCGGAGAUAUCAGUGGAUUCUUCCUCUGCAGUUUCUGGGAAAACCAUCAGCAAAAAUGCCCUCAAGAAGGAGUUGAAAAAUAAGCAGAAGGAAGAGGAAAGGCGGCGGAAAGAGGAGGAGAAAGCAAAGCAGGCUGCUGCUACAGCAAGCUCCCAGGUGAAGAAAUCUGUAGCUGCUGAUGAUGAAGACAUGGAUCCAACGCAAUACUUAGAAAACAGGAUAAAGUAUCUUGCUGCUCAGAAGGAAGAAGGUCGGAAUCCAUAUCCCCAUAAAUUUUUUGUGUCCUUGACUAUCCCUGAAUAUAUAGAGAAGUAUGGGGGCUUAAGCAAUGGAGAGCAUCAGGAAGAUGUCACGGUAUCUUUGGCUGGUCGAAUUAUGAGCAAACGGUCAUCCUCCUCAAAGCUCUUUUUCUACGAUUUACAUGGUGGUGGUGCUAAAGUUCAAGUUAUGGCUGAUGCAAGCAAGGCAGACUUGGAUGAAGCUGAAUUUUCAAAAUUCCAUUCUAGUGUGAAACGUGGAGAUAUCGUUGGUAUCACAGGUUUUCCAGGAAAAACUAAAAGAGGAGAGCUGAGCAUAUUUCCAAAAUCAUUUGUAGUCUUAUCCCAUUGUCUCCAUAUGAUGCCAAGGCAGAAAAGUGGUCCUGGUGUGGAUAAUGCCAACCUGAAGAAAACAUGGACCCCCGGAAGUACCAGGAAUCCUGAGGCAUAUACAUUAAAAGAUCAGGAAACUCGGUAUCGACAACGUUAUCUGGAUUUGAUGUUGAAUACGGAGGUUCAACAAAUAUUCAAGACCAGAUCUAAGGUCAUUUUAUACAUUAGAAGGUUUCUUGACAAUCUUGAUUUCUCGGAGGUUGAAACUCCAAUGAUGAACAUGAUUCCUGGGGGAGCAGCUGCCCGUCCCUUUGUAACCCACCACAAUGAGUUGAACAUGACACUUUAUAUGCGAAUUGCACCUGAACUCUAUCUUAAGCAAUUAGUUGUUGGUGGACUGGAUCGUGUAUAUGAGAUAGGAAAACAAUUUAGAAACGAGGGUAUAGAUUUGACACAUAAUCCUGAAUUCACUACCUGUGAAUUUUAUAUGGCUUUUGCGGACUACAAUGACUUGAUGGAGCUUACAGAGAGAUUGUUGAGUGGGAUGGUGAAGGAACUUACAGGUGGAUAUAAAAUUAAGUACCAUGCAAAUGGGCUUGAUAAGGACCCUAUUGAGAUUGACUUCACUCCCCCUUUCAGAAGGAUUGACAUGAUUGAGGAGUUAGAGAAGUUGGCGAAUCUCAAUAUCCCCAAGGACUUAUCCAGUGAUGAAGCUAACAAAUAUUUGAAGGAGGCAUGCUUGAAGUAUGAGAUCAAAUGUGCCCCACCUGAAACAACAACUCGGUUGUUGGACAAGCUUGUUGGACACUUUUUGGAAGAGACCUGUGUAAAUCCUGCUUUCAUCAUUAACCAUCCGGAGAUAAUGAGUCCUUUGGCAAAGUGGCAUAGAUCAAAACCUGGACUUACUGAACGAUUUGAAUUGUUUGUCAACAAGCAUGAACUUUGCAAUGCAUACACUGAAUUGAAUGAUCCCGUGGUACAAAGACAGCGGUUUGCUGAACAACUGAAGGAUCGGCAAUCAGGUGACGAUGAAGCAAUGGCUUUGGAUGAAACAUUUUGUACGGCUCUUGAAUAUGGGUUGCCUCCAACUGGUGGUUGGGGAUUGGGUAUCGACAGGCUGACUAUGUUGUUAACAGAUUCACAGAAUAUCAAGGAAGUGCUUCUCUUCCCUGCAAUGAAGCCUCAGGAUGAACCUCCUGCUAAAGGAGCUUAGGAAUUUUGGGGGACAUUGCACUAUAUGUAAAAGUUACAUGAUAUGGUUUUACAGAUUCAAACAGGUGGGUUUACCACCAUUUGUGUUAUAGGGUAGGCAAUUUUGUUUUUCCAUUCGUGUUUAUCAUUUGGAAAAGUGCUGACUUAAGCAGUACUUGAUAUUGCCCGUUUUUUAGCAAAUGCAUACUAAAUUAUUUAAUUAUUAAUUUAUAUUACUAUUUGCUGGAGACAGCAAACUCUA